This is a messenger RNA of Hyla sarda, 1133 nucleotides long. It is a transcript of the gene PLPP7, whose product is annotated as phospholipid phosphatase 7 (inactive). The record is from RefSeq and is a predicted model, not a curated record. The transcript has 2 exons. Gene Ontology annotation, cellular component: nuclear envelope. Gene Ontology annotation, molecular function: sphingosine-1-phosphate phosphatase activity. NCBI's taxonomy places the organism in Eukaryota, Metazoa, Chordata, Amphibia, Anura, Hylidae. Bases 223 to 1044 code for a protein of 273 amino acids.
GAGUUCCCGGACCCGCUGAUAGGUAGAAGUGUGCAGGGGCUCUGGAUAAACACAUGGGGCACUCUGCCUUUACUAAAUAUAACUCAGAACAUGUGUCAGGGUGCUGCCCGACCACCCUCACCCGAGCUGCCCCCCAGGCUGGACGUACACCACAAAGCUUCUCCGGUGCCUGCCGCCUCUCCAGGGAAGUUGUGCCCGCUGCUUUAGGGGGGUCCUGAGACGAUGCCAGCCCCCCAGAGACGGAGCAGAGGCCGGGAUCGGAACAACGUGCUGACCCGGCCGGAGUUCAUGUCCCUGAACCAGCCGCCGAGUUCCCCACAGGAGAUCCGGAGCGCCAACAGGAAGUCCGGCGGGCAAUAUGGCAAUGCUGGCGGCGAGGGCGCCCGCGAGAGGCGGCAGAGCCAACAGAACCAGCAGAUGCCGGAGGAGGACUGCAUGCAGCUCAACCCAUCCUUCAAAGGCAUCGCCUGGAACUCGCUCAUGGCCAUCGAUAUCGCCAUGUCCAAGAGCCUUGGCGUCUGCGCCCACACCACCUCCUCCUGGGGCAGCGCCCGCUCCAUGGUCACCCUCAUCGGCAUCACCAGCCACGGCUUCCCCUGGAUCCUGGGAACCAUCAUCUGCCUGUGGAACAGCAACACGCUGGCCGGUCAGGAAGUCCUGGCGAACCUGCUGCUGGCUCUCCUUCUGGACAUCCUCACUGUGGCCGGACUACAGAAGUUGAUGAAGCGUCGUGGUCCAUAUGAGGUGACCCCCAGUGUCUUGGAUUACCUGGUUCUCGAUGUCUACGCCUUUCCAGCAGGACACGCCAGUCGGGCCACUAUGGUGUCCAAGUUCUUCCUCAGCCAUCUGGUGCUGGCCAUCCCUCUGCGGGUCCUCCUGGUCCUGUGGGCCUUCAGUGUUGGACUGUCCCGCAUUAUGAUUGGCCGGCACCACAUCAGUGAUGUCAUAGGAGGAUUUGUCAUUGGUUACUUGCAAUUUAACUUUGUGGAGAUACUUUGGCUCUCGUCGAGCACGUGUCAGAUGGUGUCCUCACUACUAUGGUGAGCGGGGGACACGGGACCUCAUGACUGACAGAACUAUAAGGACUUCGCUUGUUAUUUCUCUGUCCUGGAACAGAAACUAUUAAAUGUCUU